Branchiostoma floridae (Florida lancelet) is the source of this 4579-nucleotide messenger RNA. RefSeq names its product polycystic kidney disease 2-like 1 protein. NCBI's taxonomy places the organism in Eukaryota, Metazoa, Chordata, Leptocardii, Amphioxiformes, Branchiostomatidae. The coding region runs from base 177 to 2792 and encodes 871 amino acids. The transcript is spliced from 17 exons. Gene Ontology annotation, molecular function: calcium ion binding; calcium channel activity. Gene Ontology annotation, biological process: detection of mechanical stimulus. Gene Ontology annotation, cellular component: membrane. The record is from RefSeq and is a predicted model, not a curated record.
UAAGUAAUGAGACCGAGGCAACUUCUGUACGAGUCCAAAUUUUUCCGUCUUGGGGGACAGACACACAACUUCGGACCUCUUGGGGUCCUUUGAGACUUUUAUCCCAACGUUUUGGGACUUAAGAUCGCCAAAUAGGUCUCUAGGACCUGAAAAGCUUCUCUGUAACUUGGUAGUCGAUGGUUGAUCGGCGUGAGGAUAGGCGCACGUCGUUAGCAGCACGGGAAGAAAUGGAGCUUGGGCAGCGUCCUGGCAGUGCCGCCCGCUCAGGGGCAUGGGACAACCGCGGGUACGACGGGUCUCGGCCGACGUCUCCAGCUCGUCUGGACGCCUCGGCAUACGCUCGAGACUCGUACGGAUCACCAGCGGCUAUUCCAUCGGAGAUGGAGAGCGAGAUGUACGUUCAUGGCGGCACGGUACGGGCUGUGCAGCCGGCAGGGCCAGAGCAGCAGACCGGGUGUUGGAACAAGUUCAAGCGUUUCAUCCGAGGUAUUUGGGCCACACGGAUGGCCGAUGACGUUGAGCCGGGAACAGAUGCGUAUAUUCGCAUCACUCUGCGAGAACUUUGGACCUAUCUUGUCUUCAUAUCCAUUCUGUCUCUCAUGACGUUUGGCAUGAUGGGUUCGACCAUGUUCUACUUCACCAAGGUGAUGGAGGACCUGUUCCUGGACUCCAGCCUGUGCUGCGGCAGCGGUAGCAACAGCUACCGUGGGAUGACCUCCAUGGCUGACUGGUGGAAGUUUACCCGCGGCCCCCUGCUGGAUGGCCUGUACUGGACCAAGUGGUACAACCAGAACAACGUCAGCGGCGCCUACAUCUACUACGAGAACAAGAUGCUGGGAGUGCCUCGCAUUCGCCAAAUCAAGGUGAGGAAUGAUUCGUGCGCUGUUCACGAGGACUUCAAGGACGAGAUUCUGGAAUGCUUUGAUUCCUACUCUGAGGCGGUGGAAGAGACGGAGCCAUUCGGGCUUGGUGUGAAAGGCGACAACACCACCGUGACCUGGGACGCGUGGUUUCAUAAGGACUCGGAUGAAAUAGACGGCUCCGGACACCGGGGGAAGCUCACCAGCUACGCAGGCAACGGCUAUGUCCAGGACCUGAACCUGACCCGGCCGGCCAGCGAGGCCAAGAUCCUGGAGCUGUUCAACAACCUGUGGACGGAUCGUGGGACCCGGGUGGUCUUCAUCGACUUCACCGUCUACAACGCCAACAUCAACCUGUUCUGUGUCAUCAGGUUGACCGCCGAGUUUCCACCGACCGGUGGACUCAUCCCGUCGUUCAACUUCCGCACGGUCAAGCUCCUGCGGUAUGUGACGAACUACGACUUCUUCAUCAUGGCAUGCGAGGGGCUGUAUGUCCUUUUCAUCAUCUACUACAUCAUCGAGGAGGCCCUGGAGAUCAAGCGCCACAGGCUGGGGUACUUCAAGAGUUUUUCCAACAUUUUGGACAUUACUGUCAUCAUGCUGUCACUGGCCGCUGUAGCGUUUAACGUGUACCGGACCCUGAAGGUAGAAGAACUGUUGGAUCAGCUCCUGGAAAGUCCGGAGACGUACGCUGACUUCGAGUUCCUGGCAUGGGCCCAGGGGAUCUACAACGACAUGGUGGCUAUCACCGUGUUCUUUGCUUGGAUCAAGGUAUUCAAGUACAUUAGCUUCAACAAGACGAUGACACAGCUGUCGUCCACUCUUGCCCGCUGUGCUAAGGACAUCGCGGGUUUCUUGGUGAUGUUCUUCAUCAUCUUCUUUGCCUACGCCCAGCUGGGCUACCUGGUGUUCGGCACACAGGUCAAGGACUUCAGCACCUUUCCAGAUGCCAUCUUCACCCUGUUCCGUAUCAUCCUGGGUGACUUUGACUUCAACGCUCUGGAGGAAGCUAACCGUGUCCUCGGUCCCAUGUUCUUCAUCACAUACAUCUUGUUGGUUUUCUUCGUCCUAUUGAAUAUGUUCUUGGCGAUCAUCAAUGACACUUACUCGGAAGUGAAAGAGGAGAUUGCCCAACAAAAGAGCGAGUUCGAGAUCGGGGACUACUUUAAGAAGGGAUACAACAAGAUGUUGUCGAAGCUGCAGUUCAAGAGGGACAAGAUAGUGGACAUCCAGAAGGCGUUGGCGGCUGCCGACGUCAACCGCGACAAGCAGGUCGACUUUGAGGAGUGGCGCCAGGAUCUGAAAGCGCGUGGCCACGCUGAUGCUGAGAUUGAGGCCGUCUUCGCCAAGUACGAUCUUGAUGGCGAUCGCGUGCUGGAUGCGGACGAGCAGAUUAAGAUGCAGGCCGACCUGGAAGGCCAGAAGCAAGAGCUGAGUGAGGAGAUUGAGGAUGUGGAGAAGGCGCGGGAGAACGCGGCUGUGCACAGCAAGAGCCGCGCUAGCUUCCACGACAUGACCAGCGGAGAUGAGGAUGACGACCGCCCUAUGCACGGUGUGUCGUUUGAGGAGUUCACUGUCCUGAGCCGCCGCGUGGACCGCAUGGAGCACUCUAUCGGCAGUAUCGUGUCCAAGAUCGAUGCCGUUCUGGUCAAGCUGGAAGCCAUGGAACGGGCUAAGCUGAAGCGCCGUGAGACCAUGGGCAAACUCUUGGAUAGCAUCACUGAGGAUGAGCGCGCUGGCCGUACUGAUGACGACCUGAAGCGCGAGCAGAUGGAGCGCCUGGUUCGGGAGGAGCUGGAGCGCUGGGACUCCGAGGCCUCCAUCUCCAACGCCAGCGGGCGUGGCAACUCUCCCGCAAGCGGGGGGCGCCCCCGCUCCCGUGGAUCACGACCACCAUCUGCUGACCACGGCCCAAGCGGAAGCUCUGCUUAAGAGGUCUCUGCAGUGUGAAGGAUCUAGAGAUUGUACUAUGUCACAAGAGGCCUUAUGAUAACCCUCUGGAUGUAUAUAUUGUAUGUGGUUUGAACAAAGGGAUGGGUCGAGAUACUGGAAAAGUUUGAUGCAAUCAUGAACUAAAAAAAUGUUUCUGCAUGUUGUAUUACAGACUAAUAAGUUCUCUACAUAUCCACCUAUUCUUUAAAUAAUAUGUGUGUUACACUUCCGGUGAAAUUUGGCACAAAUAGUAAGUUUUAAGCUGACAAUAUGCUUCUCAUUAUUUUCAAUAAUCAGGAAAGUAACAACCAUACAGAAUAGUACUAAAAAGAAACCACUUGUGUCCUCUGUAUAAAACUAUACCAGAGAGUAAUGUGUUGUUAUACUUGUGCGGUGUUAUACAUAGAAUAUUUAUAUUAUAUAUUCCUAAAUAGUGUAGAUGACAUCUAUUUUCAAAGUAUUUUAGAGGAGCAAUGUCAAUUCAUGUAUGUGGAUGUUCUCCAUGUAAGCUACUAUUAACAACUGCUCUUCAAACCUCAGUGGAUUCAGUAGUACUGUCUCAUGUCUUUGAUACUAUGUUCAUUUCUAAAUCCCUUUGCAUAGGGCUUAACAAAGAUGUUCGCUUUCUCACAAUGAAGUCAGAAAAACUGUUCCAAGGUGAGGGUUACUGAGCGAUGGUAGACUUCGUUUUGGGGUUUUAAAAAAAGUGGUUAGGAAAGGCUUCCCUUCCUGUAUUUCAUUAAUGGGAAAGAUGGAUCAAUGCAUGUUCUGGAUAUAUUUUAUGGAACAGCAACAUUAAAAAAAGUCACAUUGGAACAAAGUGAAGUGAAUGAAAACCUUGAAGACAAUGAAGAAAAAUUUGGCUCAUGAUACAAAAAUAACUGCCCAAUGUAAAAAAAAAAGAGUUUUUAUGUGAAGGCCUACAGAUGUCUAUAAGGUUACAUAUAUUUUGUGUCUUUGAAGUUGGUUAUAGGGACCAAGAACAUACAUUUGUAAGACUGCAGUAUUCCUGUCUCUGUGUUCCAAACUUCUCAUCUAUCUGUGUCAUGUGUGACAUCAUAUAAACAUAUCAACAAUCUUCAAAAGAAGAGCAUAAGAGACAGUGUGUUAUGUCAUGUUACCGGAUGUUUAUUGUAAUGGUGUAGUUUAUAAAGAUGUAACUCUCAUGUUUAGCAUUACACUACUGAAAGUUUAGAAUUGUUGAAGAGUUUUGUCCAAUGUAGGCUGUCAGUGCUUUAACCUUGUGGAAAUGUCCCAUGUUUUGACAACUAAUUAUGUUAAAAAUUGUGAAGAAUUUUUGCGGGCAACAUUUAUUCACUGUCACACUGUACAUUUGGACAAAGCUCAACACACCAGACUGUAUAUAUUUCCUAAACGUAGCAAAGCAGAAAAGAGAAAUUGCCUUCUGAUCUGAUUUUAAGAUUUGGCCAUGUCCAGAAUAGGAAAAAAAAAUGUCAUAUUAGGGAUCGUAUACUCAUAUCUUAAGGAUUUAUAGGAUUCGUGCAUGUAAACAUUUGAAGUCGAUUUUUCUUGAUAAACACUGAUAUUGAUGUAAAAAAGCAUGAGUUUCAUUACACCAGUAUUUGUAGUCUGUUACAGACAAAUAACUCUACUGUUAAGUAUUAUUGGUGAUUGCUACACUUAAGGUCUCUCAUAAUUGUAAAGGACCCUUGGAAAGUGAUGUUACCUGGAUAUGUGCCUUGUGUAAUAUUGAAAAGUGCCUGUGUGGAAGGGUCCCACACCUCCAGAUUUAUUAUCUCUGAAUAAAUGCUCCUGCUAUCACUUCA